AGAGAGAGAGAGAGACGUCCGAAUUCAGCGAAAGAAGGGGAGUAUUCAGAGAGUAGCAUUUCGUAGGGAAGCUAGAGAAGGAAAGGAGGAGAAAAGAGAAUAGAAGAAAGACGGGACGAGAGAGAUUUUAAAGCUGGUUAAUUUAGUUUUAUAUUACAUUGAAGUGUACCAUAACUUGUUAGAUACAAAUUUUGUAUUAUCGUAGUUGCUCAUUUUUUAAAAUAACUUAAUUGAAAAGACUGAAACCGAGCGCCUUAGGCCAUUCCUACAAGCCGAAAAAGAAAGACUCAAGACUCAAAACAUCACCGGUCACUUUUUAGUUUUAGCUAAGCAAGAAGGUUAUUGGAAGAGAAAGAAAGCCUACAAAUCAACAGCUUUUGUGUAAGAUUUUUACUCAUAUAUUUUUAUAUAAAAAACGAAAUAUCAGGACUUUGUAAAUAUCUGAACCGUUAUUUUCUAAGAUUACAGUAAUAAUUAAUUAUUGAAAUUGUAGAAAGUUGCCAAAUGCCAUGCAAAUCAGUGACAGAGGAACAAUAACAUAUUGUGCUAUUAGAUUUUAAAUAGGUUUAGAAAGAUCUCAAAGACGGGGAAGACAAGAGUGCAUCCCAAAUCUCUCCCGGAGCUCCUUGUGGAUAUCAGUGGACUAUGGCCGCAAUAACUAGCCCAGAAUCUAGCCCACAACCUCGGGUGUAUUUCCAGACGCCACCCGAUACCGAUGAAACCGAAGUUCCGGUUCGGAAACAAGGACGUGUCACCGUGAAAUACGAUCGAAAAGAACUGAGAAAAAGACUGAACCUGGAGGAAUGGAUUAUCGACCAGCUAACUGAUCUAUACGACUGUGAGGAGGAAGCCAUCCCAGAGCUGGAGAUUGAUGUGGACGAGCUGCUGGACCUGCCCAGCGACGGGGAUCGGGCUUCCAGGGUCAAGGACUUGCUGGUAGACUGUUACAAACCUACUGAUGACUUUGUGACUGAGCUUCUGGACAAGAUCCGAGGCAUGCAGAAGCUCAGCACCCCUCAGAAGAAGUGAGCGCCCGUCCCUUGGUCUCCCUUUCUCCCCGUGGCUCCACGGCGUUGCUCCUACACGGGGGGAGGGGGGGGGGAGCCGGCGGGAGGACGGGCGGGCGGCCGGGUGCUGCAGUGGUUCCCAUAACCCCCAGGGCUGAGUGGGAGGAGUCAAAUGAGGAGUCCAGCCAAUCAGAUAUUUUGAGCAGGGUUUUUCUUACGUUACCUCGUUUCAUUUUUAUUUGUUUGAGGGAGUACGAUGUGUUUUGAUAUCUAUCUCUAUCCUUAUAUAUCUAUGUACUAUACGUCUAUAUAUGGAUGUAUAUACAUAUAGAUUUUUUAUAGAAUGCUGACAUAAAAGAUUAAAGUGUUUCAAUGGGCAAAGGACUGGUUCCAAUCCAUAAUUCAUACAGUACUGUACAGUUUGCAGACCCAUCAGCCAUGAUCAGUGUGCUAAAAUCACACAGUUACACUGGGGCAUCAAGACUGACGUGGCCUUGUUUUAUUUAUUUUUGUUAUUUUUUAAAUUGCACGCAGCAAAGGGCUCCUUAAAGACACGGUGAUGUGUUUAUUAGUAGACUGAUGAAUUGCUGGAUGGAGGUUCGUGUGUAGCGGGUGUGAGGCCGGGGGGGGGUUGGUUUCACCUCUCCCUCCUCAUGGACUGUCGUUACACCUUCGUCGACGACGGCUGAGGGCCACACGCUCACCUCCUUCUUAACGUUCAGCAGGGAUGCUAACGAGUGUGCAGCUGCAAGCUCGACCUGAGUGCCACCACCUUACCAGGCCGAGGUCCUCAGUCCCACCUUCGCUGGGUGGGUUUGAAGGGGCUCAGGUGAGACGGCAGCCGUGGUACCAAAACGCAGCCGAACGAGGCCAUGAUGUACAUUCCACAAGUCGCCGAUUUUGUCCAGCUGAGCUAAAUGCUAAAGGCUAAAUGCUAAAGCUGUGCACGGGGCCACACUAAAGGUACUUAUGAGGUGUAGAAAUGCACUCGAGCCAUAGAGGAGCCCUGGUACCAGCACAUGCAGUCUCAGGUUCCAGAAGAUAAUCAGACUGAGUUUGCUAAAGCACACAGGACUCACCCAGAACUUGCAAAUUCCAACACAUAUUCACUGUACUAAUAUGAAAUACAACUUAAGGAGUAUAUUUAAAAUAGUGGUCCAAUAUAACAAAUAUAUCCAUUAUUAUUUAUGCAAUUCAAUACAUGCAUUAAGCUACAUAAAUCAAGGAAGCAAUAACAGAAGUUUAUGUUGAAUUGCACAUGUUUUGCAUAUGUUUCAAAUAUAAUCCUUACAUUUUUGGUUUCAUAUUUUUACAAAUGGAUGUGCAUCGAGGGUGGACAAACAUGACAGUGGUAUAAAUUAGGGGGCUGUUAUGGCCACAGACGCUGUGUGCUCAUACGAUUCUGAAAUAUCAUGCUGGUCAAUGGAUGAUUUCUCUACAGCUUCUAAGCUUGUAAACUUUCUUGUUAUUUUUUAACACAUUUGGUUUGAAAAAAAGGCAUUAGAACAAAUGGUAUAAUCUAAAUUAUUACACAUUUUUUAUUGAGUGGUUUGUUCUAUUCAGAUUCCAUUAUUAUGCUAUUUGGCAUUUUAAAGACAAGACGAUACUUUUAGUUUGUUUCUGUUCUAAUUCAAUGAUUUUACUUUUUUUCUUUUAAAAAAGUAUCUGUGGGGGGGGGGGUAUUAUGAGAACAUAAGUAAACGAUUAUCCAACUACAGAAUUGUAAAUCGUAUUCAACAGUAGCUAAGGCAAUUUGGAGCUGAACCUGUUUCGUUUUGCCACCCUUUUGGUGUGGAAAUGUUUGUGCUGUUUGUGGUAUCAGGGCCCUUUGAGAGGAGUAUUGUUCAUAAAUUGCAAACAAAAACUGCCAGAUGAAAUGUCCCGUAGCAUCUGCAGAGCGCUGAGAGCUGCUAUAUGUUUCAUACUGAAAGUAUGUACCUUGGUGUCUGCUAAACAGUGCCGCUGAUAAACAAAUCCAUUGUUUAUUCUUCUCCAGUUAUUCUGAUUUGUAGCUGGCCUGAUCCAUUGGCUGUUUACGAGUCAGCUGUGCUAAAUCAUCCAAUGGCUUCAGAGGAUGGUUGUGAAGGUACAUGUGAAAGAUCGCAUGCUUAUAAACACUCAGGGUCUUUGAGGGUUCUUGUGUUCGCCGACACCCUCCGCCCCCCCACCCCCCACUCUCCCUCGCACACAUAAAUCCCUGUCCCGUUCAUGUUCAUCCCAACUCUUUUAAAUUGGCAAAUAGCAAUUGUGCUAUUUUAUACUUGUGCCCUGAUAUACUUGCUUGAGCCAAUCAGAGAUGAACACGUGCAUUAAUAGUAACAAGAAAUAGCAGUGUGCCAGUAUUACACCUUUGCAGUGUCGUGGCCUAAUCCCAGCCAGUGUGCCCUAACUCAACCCAAUCCAUGAUCAGAACCGAAGCGGGUCUCCAUGGUGAUAUUGAGGGACUGUAAUCUCACACAUGCUGGCACCUUCCCGAAGGGCUCCAACCUCCCCUAAUCAGAGAUACUGAUGUCUAACUGGUGCUUUGCGACUAAAUAGGGGACCAACUGCAGCCUGAAACAGAGAUCAGUGCCACUGAAUGGAGUGGAGCCAUCUGAAGAGCAAAAUCUGCAAAUGUAUGAGGACCCCAACCUUCUCUCAGGCCUCCCACUGGCCACACCUACCCUCCCUGUUCAUCUUCGGUCUCGCUCUUGUUCCAGCACUCUUAAACAGAUGUUGCCUUAGGUUUUACUGGUUUUAUUUAUGUUAUGGAAACCAAAAGGAGCAAGACAUUCAUCUAUAAAAUGUAACAAAAGAAGAGGCAUACACGGUAUUAAGGAAGCUUCUGAAAACAGUCGUCACUCUUGUUACCAAUCCUUGUGACAACCUUUACAUUUUUAGGAGAAUGGAUAGAGAUUAGAUCUCUUUACAGUUUAUUGUUAGGUGCAAUUGUUCACGAUUUAUAUGAAUUGAUCAGUUUUUCCAGUGUUUUCCAGAUAGUGCUGUCAUAUUUUUUUUAUUGUACUUCAAAAAGAAACAAAAAAAUUAGCACUGCUGUCUAGGGUUGUGUUUGAAAAAAAAAACAUCUUCAUGUAGCAAAAUUUACUGUCCUGUUUCCCAGUUUUGUUACGAUUUUAUGCAACUUUAAUAAAAAAAAAAGAUGCUGAACUCUA
Paramormyrops kingsleyae is the source of this 4159-nucleotide messenger RNA. It is a transcript of the gene ppp1r14bb, whose product is annotated as protein phosphatase 1, regulatory (inhibitor) subunit 14Bb. NCBI's taxonomy places the organism in Eukaryota, Metazoa, Chordata, Actinopteri, Osteoglossiformes, Mormyridae. Gene Ontology annotation, biological process: innate immune response; regulation of phosphorylation. The record is from RefSeq and is a predicted model, not a curated record. Gene Ontology annotation, molecular function: protein serine/threonine phosphatase inhibitor activity. Gene Ontology annotation, cellular component: cytoplasm.